Phymastichus coffea is the source of this 2389-nucleotide messenger RNA. Its product is annotated as GMP reductase 1-like. Bases 264 to 1310 code for a protein of 348 amino acids. Gene Ontology annotation, biological process: nucleotide metabolic process. The transcript has 6 exons. NCBI's taxonomy places the organism in Eukaryota, Metazoa, Arthropoda, Insecta, Hymenoptera, Eulophidae. The record is from RefSeq and is a predicted model, not a curated record. Gene Ontology annotation, cellular component: GMP reductase complex. Gene Ontology annotation, molecular function: GMP reductase activity.
AUAAAUAUUAAAUAGAUGCUGUCGGGAAAACUUAUUCGAACUCCAAUCAGUUUUCUACUUUUUUCUUUGAAUAGUUUCAAAGUUGCAGUGCGCACGUGACGACGACGCGUGCCAGCAGCCAUAAUAUCGCAGCGUAGCCUCGCUAAAAGUAGUGUCAGUUUCGCUGUUGCGCUCGAACUAUUCACCUCUAAAGUGCGGACUACCGCAAUAUCUGCGCAACGGUUGUCCUUUCUCGAGUAGUCAGUCUCCGCCUCAGUUUUAAGAUGCCGAAUAUUAUUAACGAUAUCAAGCUUGAUUUCAAGGACGUGCUGCUUAGACCAAAAAGAAGUACCUUGAAAAGUAGAUCCGACGUGGAUCUAUACCGGGAAAUUACUUUUCGCAAUUCCAAGCAGACUUACAAGGGCAUACCAGUUAUGGCUUCGAACAUGGACACUGUAGGCACUUUUGAAAUGGCCAAGGCAUUAUCCAAGCAUGGCUUAUUCACCACUGUCCACAAGUAUUAUACUGUUGAAGAAUGGAAAGAAUUUGCAAGUAAAAAUCCAGAGUGUCUGAAGAACAUGGCUGCUAGUUCAGGGACAGGAAAUGAAGACUUUGAGCGUCUGUCAGGUGUUUUGGCAGCAAUCCCUGAAUUGCUUUUUAUUUGUAUAGAUGUUGCCAAUGGAUACUCUCAGCAUUUUGUGGAAUAUGUAAGAAAAGUCAGGGCUCAAUUCCCUGAUCAUACCAUUAUGGCUGGAAAUGUUGUUACUGGAGAAAUGGUAGAGGAACUAAUUCUCUCUGGUGCUGAUAUAAUCAAAGUAGGAAUUGGACCUGGAUCAGUUUGUACUACACGCAUGAAAACUGGUGUGGGUUACCCACAAUUGAGUGCAGUAAUUGAGUGUGCAGAUGCUGCACAUGGUCUCAAAGGUCACAUAAUUUCUGAUGGUGGUUGCACAUGUCCAGGUGACAUUGCCAAAGCUUUCGGCGCUGGCGCUGAUUUGGUCAUGGCAGGUGGAAUGUUCGCUGGUCACGACGAAUGUGGAGGCGACGUUAUUGAAAAAGAUGGUAAAAAGGUCAAAUUAUUCUAUGGUAUGGCAUCCAGCACUGCUAUGAAGAAACACGUUGGUGGAGUAGCUGAUUACAGGUCAUCGGAAGGUAAGACAGUGGAAGUACCGUACCGUGGCCCGGUCGAAGCAACAAUAUUGGAUAUCCUUGGUGGAUUGCGUUCGGCAUGUACUUACGUCGGAGCAGCUCGGCUACGUGAAUUACCAAAACGUGCGACAUUUGUUCGUUGCACGCAGCAGUUAAACAACAUCUAUGGACCACCGAUGUAGAAUUAAUGAUGUGCCAAUUGAAUGCCUGCACGUGUGCGCAAUCGAUCGAAAGUCAAUUACAAAAAUGUAAACGUUAUUUUGAGAAUCUCUCGACAUAUUAUCGUCUCUUUCUUCUUUUUCAACUGCAUUUAACGCGCAAAAGUAUUUUUCGACGCUGCAUAGGAUAAUAAUUUAUUUCCGAGAGAUUAUAUGAGAGCGAAUGAAAAAAACAAAAAGAAGUGUACGAUUUUACGGACCUCACGCGUAUAGAUUACAACAGUAUUAGCUAGUGCGCAUUAGCUAUGUUAUACGUAGGUAAUUGAAUGCUGUAUUUUUUACCAAAGACGAUGGCCUGAAUGUAUUAUGGUGAUAGGUAAUAUUGUACUUCUGAUAACGCGCAAAAAGAGAAUUUUUUCGUUCUUCGGCACAAAUACAGUUAAUGUGAUGUUAUUUUAUUAUUAUUUCAUUUUAUUUAUAUACAAUAUAUGAUGAUUAUAGGCAAUUUAAGACAUAGUGAAGAGAAAGAACUUAAUUCUAAAGACAGGGAAUUAUUAUCGAUAACAAAAAACAACAGCUUUGUUUAUUGUUGGACAUGUUUAUUCAUUUGAGACUUCCAAAUGUAUUAUUAAGUGUCAUUUUUUUGGUAUGUAGUCAACCAGUUAUUCGGCGUCGAAAUAUUUCAAAUUUAUCAUACAACGACGUUCCGAGGUACAAGUAUAAUGGUUUUUCAAUGUUGUGUGCGCGAUGUGUUGCAGAUGUACAUUCUGUUAAUGUUCAUUGAAUGUAAUAUAAUACGUAUGUAUCUUUACAUCAUAAGUAAAUAAAAAAGAAACAAGUAGGUGCUUAAACCGAAUUAUAUAAAUAAUUUCAAUCCACUUAGCUUGGAAUUCCUUCGUUUUUUAUGGGUAAAAAAUAUUACCACUUUCACUCUUACAACUACAUAUAGCAAUCAUUCAUUCAAUUCAAUUAUAGAAAGUCAUUUUUGAUUAAAGUUUUGUUUUCUAUUCACAUUCCGUUUCACACAUAAAAGAUGAUUACGUCGAGAUAGAGUUCCUUUUUCAAUUAUCAAAGGCGUGAUCAUUGUAUUCCAUUGUCGUAUC